CUUAAACGUCUCAUGAAGCACUUCAUUUAUCAUUUUGAAAGUUAACAGCUGAAAAUGAAGCUUUUUGUACUUUUAAUCUUUGCAGCAUUUUUGUGCAGCGUUUAUGGACAUUUCAAUAUGGGUUACACUAUCCCACGUACAAAAUUGAAUCAAAUGUCUACAAUGACAUUUCCUGUAAUGACUUACAAUACUGCUAACCAAAGGACAACCCCUAAUCAGCCACAAGUAAUUGUCAUUGAUAGUAAUACAUUAGCAAACAGUGGAAUGAAUCUGCAACAGUUUAUCAGUUCGGUUUCACCAGGAUCAAAUUCAGGAGCAGGGAGUAGAUCAAGUGGGGGUUUUGGGAGCUCUUCUAGGUCUGGGAGUGGAUUUGGAAGCACAGGAAGUGGGUUUGGUAGUUCUGGAGGGUCAAAUGGGGGGUUUGGAAGUUCUUCUAGGUCUGGAAGUGGUAUUGGAAGCUCUGGAACAUCAGGAAAUGGUUUUGGAAGCACAGGAACUGGGUUUGGUAGUUCUGGAGGGUCAAAUGGGGGAUUUGGAAGUUCUUCUAGGUCUGGGAGUGGUAUUGGAAGCUCUGGAACAUCAGGAAAUGGGUUUGGGAGCUCUGGAAUGUCAGGUAGUGGGUUGGGUAACUCUGCAGCAUCAGGAAGCGGUCUCAGUAGCUCUGGAACUUCAACAAAUGGGUUUGGAAACUUAGGAGGGGGAAUGAAAAGUUCUGGUGGUAUAAAUGGAGGGGGAUUAGGUAGCUCAGGUUUGAGCAAAAUUGAAGGAUCUGAACAUGCUGAAGGUAUUGUAAGUGCUGGCAGCAAUGAUUUUAGUGCCACAGGUUCUUUCGGAGCAAAUAACGAGAAUCGUAAGUAUUAA
This is a messenger RNA of Chironomus riparius, 861 nucleotides long. The record is from the annotation of a GenBank genome assembly. NCBI's taxonomy places the organism in Eukaryota, Metazoa, Arthropoda, Insecta, Diptera, Chironomidae.